UAUUCAUUGAUCAUGCUGUAAGCCUACAUGGGUAGUGUUUCACCCAGUAUGACAGUUUGCCCUUUCAUCAAUCAUCGUGGUCUGCUGCACACGAUGCAUGGACGCGUUUCCUUUGUUUUGCAUUGCUUGCUGUAUGCACGCUUUCAGUCUUAUCAUGCUAUCGUUAGUUCCGGUAUAGUGCGUUGUUGCGAGUCUUGAGUGCUGUGCGUAGAAGUCGUACCACCGCACUCAGUAUCGCUCUAGCCCGAUAAUCCAUAUGCAUCUGAGUUGGCUGUACUCAGUUGCCUUUUGGGAACUCUUUGCCAUGAGUUCAUCAGUAGUUCUUAUGUUGUCGUUUUGCUCUCAACUUGUUUUCUCUCUCUCUCUCUGAAAUGUUCUUCCCUGAAUAACAACUAAUUACUUUCGUACUGCCUGUUGGUCGAGUUGGCGUGCAUGCCUGCGUGACUGAAGUUCCAUAACAUCUGGUACCGAAACCCGCUGAUACCUGGUGCGACUGUGUUGUCGCUUGGUGGUGGGCCUUGAUUUGGAAAUAAUGUCGCUGAAACUCGAUGGAUUCCUGCGGACGUUCCGCGGAAAAGGAGAUGACCUGGAGACGUUUUGGUCGAAGUUCCGUGUCCUGGCGGAUAUCCAAAAGUGGGACACGGAGGAAAAACGGAUGCAGCACCUGCCCCUGGUCCUAGAUGGCCAGGCGUUCAAAGUCUUCAUGUCCAUGGCGGAGGCGGACAGGAAAAAGGAGGCAACCGUGAAAGCGCUACUUGAAAAGGCCUUCGCGCCUGCACCUGCUGAUUCUUAUCAGCAGUUCCUGUCCCGUCGCCUACGCCCUGAUGAGGCUGUGGACGGCUACGUUGCUGACCUGAAGCACCACUUGAGCUUAGCUGGCCACAAGAUUACAGACGACAAGGACCCGGUCCUUUUGGAGCAGGUGAUUUGCGGCUUGCCACCGACGUUCGCGCGAGACAUUCGUUUGCAGGGUGCUGGACAGGCCCUCUCCGUCAGUGACGUGACAGAGAAGGUUCGCGCUUUGCAACUGGUUGAAAGCGCUGCAUCAUCGCAUGCCAUUGGCGCUGCUGCCACCGAACCAGCGAAGUCUUUGUAUUGUUACACGUGCGGGAAAACUGGGCAUGUCAAGAAGACCUGCCGCGCUGGGAACCGGGAACCCCCCACGCAGAGCUCGUCAGCAGGCCCAUCUUCCUCAAAGAGCAGCCGAGUUCGUUGCCAUCAUUGUCACGAGCUAGGCCACAUCCGGAGAGACUGCCCGACCAGGAGAACACGGGGCACUGCGUCUGCUGGUGUCUCUGACCAGCCAGGAGGAAAAACCGAUUGCUGUUUGGCCCUGACUACAUCAUCGUCUUCCCUUAUCCGAGUGUACGUCGAUGCCUGCCGCGAAAAGCACGACGAGUGGACUCGCCUGAGUUCUGUGGUGGACACUGGUUGCACGCGCUCUCUCAUCAGCCGUGCCGCACUCCAGAAGUGCAAUGGCUUGCGUUACAUGGAACAGUGUCCGGACAACAUGCUCGCCCUCAACGGUGAAUCGCUGAAGAUACUGGGUAGCGUCCUGCUGAACCUCCGUCGACUCGACGGACCUGUGCACUUGGACCUACUGACUGCCGUAUCUGUGCUGGUUGUCCCAGACUUGAGUGUCCUGAACACCGACAUGGUCGUCGGCAACGAUGUAGUGACCCGCGCUGGAGGUAUGCACCUGCAAUACGCUGACGGCUGUCUGUUGUCCGUCUCAUUUGGCUGUGCCGCUGUGCCUGCUGCUGUUAGUGCUGCCGCUGAUGUGCUACCUAAGCCAGCUGACAGUACUGCUCGCACCUCCAAGCUGUCCCGCCACGUCACGGUCAACCACUCUGGUGACGAUGUCACACUAAGUGUUGAUGAUGGUGAGGUGCACUGGAAUGCAGCCGCCGGCUACUGGAGCAUGAAGUGGCACUGGAGGGACGACAUGCCACCUGCUGAACCGAUUGGGUCAGGGAUUGGCGAAUAUCCCCGCGCCAAACUCACCGCCGAUCAGGAGCUGCAGUUCAAUGCUGAAGUAGAUGCCUGGAUCCAGCAAGGCUGGCUGGUACCACACGAUGCGGAUGUUCACGGACCACCGGGCGCCAUCCUCCCAUUGAUUGCGAAGUGCCAAGAGCACAAGGCCUCAACACCGGUUCGCCCUGUACUGGACUACCGUGGGCUGAACCAGCUCAUCCGCAACCACCCUGGGUGCAACACCCCUGUGUGCGGUGAGAAGCUGCGCAGCUGGCGACAGGCUGGUGACAAUUUUCACAUCCUGGAUAUACGGAAGGCGUACCUGCAGGUCCGUCUUGAUCCGUCGCUGGCGAGGUUCCAGACCGUCAUUUACAAGGGUAAGCCGUACGUCAUGAUGCGCAUGGGCUUCGGCCUUGGGAUUGCGCCAAAGCUGAUGAGCCUGAUCGUACAGUACGUCACUGGCCCCUACCCUACUGUAGACAGCUAUGUUGACGACUUGUUUGUGCCUGAUGAUCUCGUCACCACGGUGGAAGACGAGAUGGUGAAGUUUGGCCUACCCACCAAACCUGCUGAAUGCUUGCGAUCAGCCCGCGUCCUUGGUCUCCAGCUUCACAGCUCGAACGACGUCCUGCAGUGGCGACGACGCACAGAUGUCGACCUCUGCUGCCCAGCGAGCCCAAUGAAGCGCGAUGUGUUCCGCUGGUGUGGUCGCCUGCUUGGUCACAAUCCUGUGUGCUCCUGGCUCAGGCCAUACACUAGCUACCUGAAGAGAUUGGCUGACUCGCUCACUCCUGGAGGCUGGGACGCCAAGGUACCACCAGAAGUAGUAAGCCUCUGCCAAGAGCUGUCUGGUCGCGUUGAAGGAGAAUAUCCGGUACACGGUGCCUGGUCCGCUCCACCUGCCGCACAAUGGUCAGUAUGGUGCGACGCAUCCAACAUUGCCACCGGAAUUGUGGUGCAAUGCGGUGCAGAUGUUAUUGAGGAUGCGUGCUGGCUGCAUCCGAAGGAUGAUCGUACGCACAUCAAUGUCGCCGAACUUGAUUCGGUGAUGAGUGGCCUUCAGCGUGCCACCGCCUACGGCCUCACGAGUGUGCGCCUCCUGACCGACUCCAAGACCGUACAUGGUUGGCUGUAUAACCUGCUGCAUGACAUCCGCCAUGUCAAGACCAGCGGUCUGUACGAUGUGCUCGUCCAACGCCGCUUGCAAGCUAUCGACGAGCUUGUCCGCCUCACCGGCCUGUCUGCCGUGGUCGAAUGGGUGCCCUCUGAACGCAACUUGGCUGAUCGGCUGACAAGAGUACCCACUCCAUGGUUGAAGCUCUGCCGUGCCAAGUCUGACAUGUGUGCUGUCGCUGGUGAUACCACUAAUCCCGCCGUGGCCCCGCCCAUGGCUGUUGCCACCAUCCGCGCAGCGCAGCAGAAUGACGGCAGCAACUGGUCUCGGGAUCACCCUGCUCGGUGUGCUCGACUGCGCGACCUCGUGGAAUCCGAGUUAUCCGACGCUGAUCGCAUCCAAGAGGAGACUGUGCCUGUCUAUCACACUGGUGAUCACGUUCUUCUCCGCCGUCCUGACCGUCACCAGAAGCGUCUACCGAUGUAUGAACCUGGUUGGCAAGUCAUUCGUGUUCUGUCCCCCUCGACUGUGGUGAUUCGACGGUGUGAACCUGUACGUGGUCGCAAUGCUGAGAAAGUAGUGAACGUCGACCUGAUCAAGCUCGACCCUCACCCCGUUGCCGCAGAUGCAGAUGUUGACUCUGCUGAUGAUCGUGAUGACAUCCCUGCUAUCAUCCAAAUCGACAUGGAUCCGCAGCUUGACCAAGCCUACGGACUUCGUCGACGGGCUGCAAUCCGUCCUCCUCAGCGGUUCCGUGACUAAUGUCAUCAAGGGGAGAGGUGUAAUGUAUAUAUAACUGAACCUAUCUAUCUGUCUAUUGCUUCACUAUUCAUUGAUCAUGCUGUAAGCCUACAUGGGUAGUGUUUCACCCAGUAUGACAGUUUGCCCUUUCAUCAAUCAUCGUGGUCUGCUGCACACGAUGCAUGGACGCGUUUCCUUUGUUUUGCAUUGCUUGCUGUAUGCACGCUUUCAGUCUUAUCAUGCUAUCGUUAGUUCCGGUAUAGUGCGUUGUUGCGAGUCUUGAGUGCUGUGCGUAGAAGUCGUACCACCGCACUCAGUAUCGCUCUAGCCCGAUAAUCCAUAUGCAUCUGAGUUGGCUGUACUCAGUUGCCUUUUGGGAACUCUUUGCCAUGAGUUCAUCAGUAGUUCUUAUGUUGUCGUUUUGCUCUCAACUUGUUUUCUCUCUCUCUCUCUGAAAUGUUCUUCCCUGAAUAACAACUAAUUACUUUCGUACUGCCUGUUGGUCGAGUUGGCGUGCAUGCCUGCGUGACUGAAGUUCCAU
Sycon ciliatum is the source of this 4370-nucleotide messenger RNA. RefSeq lists its product as uncharacterized. NCBI's taxonomy places the organism in Eukaryota, Metazoa, Porifera, Calcarea, Leucosolenida, Sycettidae. The transcript has a single exon. The coding region runs from base 533 to 3850 and encodes 1105 amino acids. Gene Ontology annotation, molecular function: nucleic acid binding; zinc ion binding. The record is from RefSeq and is a predicted model, not a curated record.